Penaeus indicus is the source of this 1688-nucleotide messenger RNA. Its product is annotated as forkhead box protein D1-like. Bases 8 to 829 code for a protein of 273 amino acids. Lineage: Eukaryota; Metazoa; Arthropoda; Malacostraca; Decapoda; Penaeidae. The transcript is spliced from 2 exons. The record is from RefSeq and is a predicted model, not a curated record.
CGUGACAAUGUUGCCGUUGAAGCCUGUGAUAGCCGUUCUGGCUUUCGUAACCGUCGCUACAGCAGCGAAGCUUGAAACCCUAGAUAAUGCUUCCCUGAGAGCCAUCGACAGCGAGGAGGUGGCGCCGGGCUACCAAGCAAACCAAGUGCCCGUGCAAGGCGACUGGCAGGAGGAGGAAGAGGACGACGACCUGUAUGACUAUGACUACGAGGAUUACCAGGACGACGGUAAUUCCGAGGAGUACCCAACCCCCCCGGAUGGCGAUUCGGACGCCGACGAGUACGAGGACUACGGCGAGGAAGAAUUCGAUGAGCAGGAACAAGACGACAGCGACGGUGGCGUUCUCAAGCGCCAGAAGAGGAAGUUGAUCUACGGCGGCGGGGCCUACGGCAGGCGCGGAGGCUCUCGCGGAGGUUCUCCCUACGGACGUCGCCGCAGCAACCAGAAUUACCAUGGCCCCGACUACGGCCCAGGCGGCGGCGGUCCCAGCGGUGGAUACUACGGAAGGCGUAGCUCGCCCAUGGCCGCCCCUCCCAGCCGUCCGACCACGGUAGCCACGGUGGCCAAACCGACCGCUGCCCCGAAGAAGAAGAGCGCAAGUAAGGUCCAGCCAACGUACAAAAGCAAGACAGGUCGCCGGGAGACGAAGAAGAAGCUCUCAAAGGAACUGAAGACGGGAAUCGCGAAGUACGCGAUCCAGAACGGGAACGGAAGAGCCGCUGAACACUACCGCGACAUCAUCGGCAGGAAACUGAGCGAGAAGACGAUAGAAAAAUUCGUGAAGAGGCAUCAGAAGAAACUCAAGAAGAACCAAAAGGGAGAUCAAUAGAGGAAGGCUUUGGAAAAGCAUUUUCAUGCUGCACCUCGCCUUCCUGGAAAGGAAAGCAAACGAGGGAUCAGUUUUGCGAAGCCUUUGUCUUACGUUUCUGAGUAAUUUGCAAUAUUUGCAAAACGAUACCUCCCAUAACUGUAGUACCUGUAUUUCAACCUUAGUAUAUCAACAUUGUUAUACCUCAUACGUCGGCCGACAGAUGUCGUCUUGAGUCAAUACUACGCCCUGCAGACUUCGCUUUCUGCUCCUUGAGUCUGUUCCCCUCGAAGCCAUGGCGAUCUGGAGUUCCCUCUGCUUAAUUUUCAAAACUUACUUCAACAGCAGGCGACUUGUAUGUUGAAGUUAAAAGAUAUGUGGUCUGGAAAUUGCUUGCAGAUCGUUUCUAAAUUUCACUGUAUGGAAAAAAUCCAGCAGAACACUUCUCUCGUCGUCGCUAAAAUUGUUUAAAUAUAUCCUUCUUAUGAGAUGUAAAAUGCAUGACUAUACUGCUGUAUUUGUAUUGUAUGAAUCAAAUUGUAACGCAAUAGUUUGAAUGGGUUUUAGACAGUAACUCACCUUUCUGGUUGAACGAUAAUCAAACAAAACUCACAGAUCAGUUAUUCAUUAAAUUCAUUUCUCAUUAAUUCAUAUGCAAGUACUAUUUACUUUAUUUUUCAUACUGUGUCAUCUUUGUCUAUACUAUGUCUUGUUUUAUAGGAAAUGCACCGCCUGCUUUGUCUUUUUGUAAGCUAUGUAUGUAUUUUACCUGAGUAUGUCUCUCUGUGUGUUUAUAUUCAUACGACUUGCCAGCAGUUUCUAAAGUUGGCUGUUCAGUUAUACAGAGUCACUGUAUUUUAUCAAAUAGUCGAAGCUAAAC